CGGGCACACUGUACCAGCUGGCAUCUCUUAAGCGCAUUGCCGUUUGGUGAUAUCAAAGAAAACAACUUUCGGGUUUUUGUGAAAUUAAAUAAAAGAAGUGUUGCAAAUUGGCAUAGAGUUAAUUCAAGAUGUCUAAUAUUACUGCUGCGGUUAUAGCAAACCGCAACAAGAAGCAUUUCCUUGGCGUUCCAGCUCCGCUAGGCUAUGUGGCCGGUGUUGGUCGUGGAGCCACGGGAUUCACCACACGGUCCGAUAUCGGUCCCGCCCGUGAUGCCAACGAUGUAUCUGAUGAUCGUCAUGCGCCUCCGGCCACUAAACGUAAGAAAAAAGACGAAGAGGAGGAGGAGGAUGAAGACUUGAACGACUCAAACUAUGACGAGUUUAGUGGUUACAGCGGCUCCCUGUUCUCCAAGGAUCCGUAUGACAAGGACGAUGAAGAGGCGGACGCCAUCUACGACUCGAUCGACAAACGAAUGGACGAAAAGCGUAAGGAAUAUCGUGAUCGGAGGCUGCGCGAGGAUUUGGAGCGGUAUCGUCAGGAGCGACCAAAAAUUCAGCAGCAGUUCAGUGACCUCAAACGCUCGUUGGCUAGCGUCACAUCGGAGGAAUGGUCCACGAUUCCGGAAGUAGGCGAUAGCCGCAAUAGAAAGCAGCGAAAUCCCAGGGCUGAGAAGUUUACGCCCCUGCCGGAUAGCUUAAUAUCCAGAAAUCUUGGUGGCGAGUCGUCCUCCACGUUGGAUCCUACCUCAGGCUUGGCUUCGAUGGUGCCUGGUGUAGCCACUCCGGGUAUGCUGACACCCACAGGAGAUCUGGAUCUCCGCAAAAUCGGACAGGCGCGUAACACUCUUAUGAACGUCAAACUGUCUCAGGUUUCUGAUUCUGUUACGGGUCAAACGGUAGUAGAUCCCAAGGGAUACCUCACCGACCUGCAGAGUAUGAUUCCCACCUAUGGUGGUGACAUAAAUGACAUCAAAAAGGCUCGCUUGCUGCUCAAAAGUGUGAGGGAAACGAAUCCCAAUCAUCCACCAGCCUGGAUUGCUUCAGCUCGAUUAGAGGAGGUCACAGGAAAGGUUCAGAUGGCCAGGAAUUUAAUCAUGCGGGGCUGUGAGAUGAACAUCCAGUCCGAGGAUCUUUGGCUGGAAGCAGCUCGCCUUCAACCGCCAGAUACAGCCAAAGCGGUGAUCGCGCAAGCUGCUCGUCAUAUUCCAACCUCCGUUAGGAUUUGGAUUAAAGCAGCUGAUUUGGAAUCAGAAACAAAAGCCAAGCGCAGAGUUUUUAGAAAGGCUUUGGAACAUAUCCCAAAUUCCGUUCGUCUUUGGAAAGCCGCCGUGGAGUUGGAAAAUCCCGAUGAUGCACGUAUCUUACUAUCCCGCGCCGUAGAGUGCUGUAAUACGAGUGUUGAACUUUGGUUAGCCCUUGCACGUUUGGAAACGUACGAGAAUGCUCGAAAGGUUCUGAACAAGGCUCGUGAGAAUAUACCCACAGAUCGCCAAAUUUGGACCACGGCCGCCAAGUUGGAGGAGGCCAAUGGUAACAUCCACAUGGUGGAAAAGAUCAUUGAUCGAUCACUGACUUCGCUGACUGUCAACGGGGUGGAGAUCAACAGGGAUCACUGGUUCCAAGAAGCCAUCGAGGCGGAGAAAUCCGGAGCCGUCAACUGCUGUCAAUCUAUUGUAAAGGCUGUCAUUGGAAUAGGCGUAGAGGAAGAGGAUCGAAAGCAGACCUGGAUCGAUGAUGCAGAUUUUUGUGCAAAGGAGAAUGCUUUUGAAUGUGCUCGAGCAGUAUACGCUCAUGCCCUUCAGAUAUUCCCCUCUAAAAAGAGCAUCUGGUUGCGGGCCGCCUAUUUUGAAAAGAACCAUGGCACCCGCGAAUCUUUGGAAGCUUUGUUGCAGCGAGCCGUUGCCCAUUGCCCUAAAUCGGAGAUUCUCUGGCUGAUGGGUGCCAAGUCGAAGUGGAUGGCUGGGGAUGUCCCGGCGGCGAGAGGGAUUCUUUCUCUGGCCUUCCAGGCCAAUCCAAAUUCCGAAGACAUUUGGUUAGCAGCCGUUAAGUUGGAAUCGGAGAACUCGGAAUAUGAACGGGCUAGACGUUUGCUGGCCAAGGCUAGAGGUUCUGCACCCACGCCUAGGGUGAUGAUGAAAUCAGCUCGCCUGGAAUGGGCUUUAGAGAAAUUUGAUGAAGCCAUACGGUUGCUAGAAGAAGCAGUGGAAGUGUUUCCCGAUUUUCCAAAACUUUGGAUGAUGAAGGGGCAGAUUGAGGAGCAGCAAAGACGGACAGAUGAUGCGGCUGCCACUUACACUCAAGGUCUGAAAAAGUGUCCCACAUCCAUUCCACUGUGGAUUUUAUCCGCCAAUCUGGAAGAGCGCAAGGGAGUACUGACAAAAGCUCGUUCCAUUCUGGAACGAGGUCGUUUACGCAAUCCCAAGGUGGCUGUUCUUUGGCUGGAGGCGAUCAGGGUGGAGUUGCGAGCGGGUCUCAAGGAAAUUGCUAGCACCAUGAUGGCCAGAGCACUCCAAGAAUGUCCUAGCGCUGGAGAACUAUGGGCGGAGGCCAUCUUCAUGGAAACUAAGCCUCAGCGAAAAACCAAAUCAGUGGAUGCCCUCAAAAAAUGUGAGCAUGACCCACAUGUACUGCUGGCUGUAUCAAAACUUUUCUGGUCGGAACACAAGUUUUCCAAGUGCAGGGAUUGGUUUAAUAGAACGGUCAAGAUUGAUCCCGAUUUGGGUGAUGCCUGGGCGUAUUUCUACAAGUUCGAACUGCUCCACGGCACGGAAGCGCAGCAGCAGGAGGUUCUCGAUCGGUGCAUAUCCGCAGAGCCCACACACGGCGAAUCCUGGUGUCGAGUCAGCAAGAACAUCCAGAACUGGCAGUUCAAAACACCUGAAGUGCUGCGUUCCGUUGUCCGGGAGCUUUCUAUACCUGUCUAAACUUUAGUUUAUUAUCCAUAAAUAUGUUCAGCCUAGCGCUGCAUCUCUCGAUAUGCCUUGGCUAUGCGAUAAACCAGCUUGAAGUGCUUAAAUAUGAAUUCUAAGAG
Messenger RNA from Drosophila eugracilis, 3031 nucleotides. It is a transcript of the gene Prp6, whose product is annotated as pre-mRNA-processing factor 6. The record is from RefSeq and is a predicted model, not a curated record. Gene Ontology annotation, biological process: spliceosomal tri-snRNP complex assembly; mRNA splicing, via spliceosome. Lineage: Eukaryota; Metazoa; Arthropoda; Insecta; Diptera; Drosophilidae. Gene Ontology annotation, cellular component: U4/U6 x U5 tri-snRNP complex; catalytic step 2 spliceosome. Gene Ontology annotation, molecular function: protein binding. The transcript is spliced from 4 exons. The coding region runs from base 129 to 2924 and encodes 931 amino acids.